GCUAUGCCACACGUUGUAGAAUCUCAUGCCCAUCGCCAGGUGCGUUCGACGUUGACAGACUUGGCACGGGAAAUUAAUGGCCUUCCACUUGACAAAUUCGAACUGCAGCAACUAGAAAGUCUCAAUAUUCAUAUUGAUCCUCUAACACCAGACGCGACAUCGGCACACAAACCAGCUUACUUCGCGUCUUAUCCAGAUCAUUGCGUUCCAGAACCCAAAAUCGAUGAUGUUGGGGGAGCCUAUAAUGGUCUCGAUGAUGAAACAGAACGUUCUUUAACCCGUCCCGCCGAUCGCGCCUACGUGAUGAACAUACACCUUUCGUCUUACAUUUCCUACUACGAUCUAAAUGCCAAAGAGGAGAGGGUGCCGUGGAUUUCAAGAUGUGUUGGAGAUUCCGCAUUCGAAAACUCCGGCUUGUAUAAACACGACCAGCCCGAGUUCGGUUGCUAUCAUAUCGCAGAGCUGAACGACCCUGCCUACCCGCAUAUCAAGGCGGUCAUGUACAACAACAUGGUCGCUACAGAUUCCACAAUUCUCUAUGGCGAGUUGAUAUCUAUCCUCCGGAUUAUGCUGACACAGCUUCGGAGGCAAAAAUUUAUCCAUCAAAUGGUCACACCGGUGUUCAUAAUAUCUCUCAUGGGAUUCCAAGCCCGAGUGAUGGAAGCGUUCUUCCGGGAUGGCAAAAUGGUCCUACGCCCGACCAAGCUCUAUGAUUUCAGUCACGGUAACCACAAUGCUUUCAAAAUACUUGCGCAGUGGUAUAUAGGCAAGCCUAUUGGGAUAACCACCCUGGCUUCCUGAUCGUCUGGCCCUCUUUUUCCCCAUUUCAUUUCCGAGGAUCUCGUUCAAGUUGGUUAGGGCAUGGCGUCUAUUGCUCUUGUUAUCCAGUCGACUGUUUUUGAUAUCAUGCUGCGAUGGAAUUUAGCCUUGGUGGAAUGGUUCGUUUCGAUGACAUGCUUUCUCUGUUCUGUGUCGAGAUAUUCAAUACG
Aspergillus ibericus CBS 121593 is the source of this 989-nucleotide messenger RNA. RefSeq lists its product as uncharacterized. Lineage: Eukaryota; Fungi; Ascomycota; Eurotiomycetes; Eurotiales; Aspergillaceae. The record is from RefSeq and is a predicted model, not a curated record. The transcript is spliced from 3 exons. Bases 4 to 801 code for a protein of 265 amino acids.